Messenger RNA from Trachemys scripta elegans, 971 nucleotides. RefSeq names its product G-patch domain containing 11 (gene GPATCH11). The transcript is spliced from 9 exons. Bases 165 to 938 code for a protein of 257 amino acids. NCBI's taxonomy places the organism in Eukaryota, Metazoa, Chordata, Testudines, Emydidae. Gene Ontology annotation, cellular component: kinetochore. The record is from RefSeq and is a predicted model, not a curated record. Gene Ontology annotation, molecular function: nucleic acid binding.
CUUAAGAUAUGAAGCAAAGCAGAAGCCACUGAACAUCAGACUGGCUUUAUUUUUACCUGAUUUUCAGACUCUGAGGGUUAUAACUUCCAGAUUUUCACAGCUGGAAUUCUGCAAAAAUGUCUUGUUUAUGGUAAGAGGAUCUGAACAGGGUACACGUAUUAAACAUGGAAGAAGAAGAAGAUGACUAUAUGUCUGAUUCUUUUAUUAAUGUGCAACAGGAUAUCAGGCCAGGAUUGCCAAUGGUGAGGCAUGUGAAAGAAGCUAUUCAAAAAGAAGAAAAGCAGAGGGAAGCUAACCAGAAAAAUAGACAAAAGAGCCUAAAAGAAGAGGAAAGAGAGAGACGUGACACUGUGUUGAAAAAUGCUUUAGGAAAUGAAAACAAAGGCUUUGCUUUGCUCCAAAAGAUGGGGUACAAAAGUGGGCAGGCCCUUGGCAAGAGUGGAGGCGGCAUUGUUGAGCCUAUUCCUCUGAACAUUAAAACAGGCAGAGGUGGCCUUGGUCAUGAAGAAUCACAAAAGCGGAAAGCAGAAGAAAGGCUAGAAAACUACAGAAGAAAGAUUCAUAUGAAAAAACAAGCAGAUGAAGAUGCUGCAGAUCAGUUUAGAAUGAGAUUCAAAAGCAAACAAGAAGAACGUAAGAUAGAAGGGGACCUUAGAAAAAGCCAGAGGGCCUGUCAGCAAUUAGACACACAAAAGGAUAUUAAAGUUCCCAAGGAGAUUUGGUACUGGACAGAACCUGAGCAAGAAGAAAAGGAUCAAGAGGAGGAAGAAAAGGAUGAAUACAAAGGUUCAGACUUAAGUGUAUUAGAGAAAUUACAAAUCCUGACUGCCUAUUUAAGAGAAGAGCAUCUUUAUUGUAUCUGGUGUGGAACAGCAUAUGAGGAGGCUGCAGAUUUAUCUUCAAACUGCCCUGGAGAUAGUUCAGCAGAUCACGACUAAAAUCUUUGUAAUAAAAGGAACUCUGGAAAAAUA